Soboliphyme baturini is the source of this 678-nucleotide messenger RNA. Lineage: Eukaryota; Metazoa; Nematoda; Enoplea; Dioctophymatida; Soboliphymatidae. The record is from the annotation of a GenBank genome assembly.
AUGUCGGAUCAUGAAGAAGAAUCAAUACAGCUUGAAGAUCACUUCAUCCUUCGUCUUCCAUCGGAUGUCGAUGCCUUAGGCGGCAAGCUGAAGAUCGAUUUUGAACCAGAUAUGAGAAAUGCCACGGUGAAGCUCGGAAAAUGCGUAUUUAAAGCGAAGCAUAUAGACCAGGAAGCGAUCGACAGGGAACUGAAAAUGAUUUUACGUGCUGAUAUGGAUGCAGCAAAAAUGAGGUGGGAGGUGGUACCAGCUCACGGAGAAAACGAACAAGAGUCAAACAGUAAACAAGAGCAAAUGCCAGACAGCGAAUGUACGAGUGACUCGGAGCUUACCUUUGAUGAUUUCGAAACCUCAGGAGAAAAAGAGAUUUUUGGCGGUGCCGUGAGUUAUAUCAGUGGAAAUAAAAACAAAGAGGUUACCACAGACAGACUUGCUGCACAUCAGCAGAUGGAGUUAGCUGAGGAAAACGUCACUGGCGCUGACUUAGCGCGUAGUGCCAUCUGGACGAAAUUUCGACAUCUACAAGCAGAGUUAUUCAAAUGUGAAACCGAAGUAGAAACGUACCAGAGUCAAGUGGCUGCUUUGGAAAAUCCCAUUUUGAAGGCGCGACUACAGGUGGAAAUUGGAAAUCAAAUGAUCAAAGAACAGGAACUGAAACAGCAGGUAAAUUUGCCUUAG